AUGAGUGGUACUUCCGUUGAUGCCGAUGGACUUAUUGAGGGCAACUAUGAAGAAGUUGUGGCAAGUUUUGAUGAGAUGGAUUUGAAACAGAAUCUUCUCAGAGGAAUUUAUGCAUUUGGUUUCGAAAAACCAUCUGCCAUUCAACAACGUGCAAUUGUUCCUUGCACUACUGGUCGUGACGUCAUUGCACAGGCUCAGUCCGGUACAGGAAAAACUGCGACGUUUUCUAUCUCCAUUCUGCAACGUAUAGAUGAAAACGAACCGAGUGUCCAAGCACUAGUAAUGGCUCCCACACGUGAAUUGGCUCAACAGAUCCAGAAAGUUAUGUGCGCUCUUGGAGAUUACAUGAGCAUCAAAGUGCACGCAUGUAUUGGAGGAACCAGUAUACGUGAUGACCAGCGCAAGUUGGAAAGUGGCGUGCAUGUCGUUGUGGGUACACCCGGUCGAGUGAACGACAUGAUCAAUCGCAGUGUGCUACAAACGAGUCGUAUAAAAAUGUUCGUUUUGGAUGAGGCUGAUGAGAUGCUCUCACGUGGUUUCAAGGAUCAAAUUUACGAGGUGUUCAAGACUUUGCCGCAAGAGGUUCAGGUCGUGUUACUGUCGGCUACUAUGCCAGCCGACGUACUUGAUGUAACCAACCGUUUUAUGAGAAAUCCGAUCCGUAUCUUGGUGAAGAGAGAAGAACUUACUCUUGAGGGUAUUCAUCAGUAUUAUAUAAACGUCCAAAAAGAUGAAUACAAGUUUGAAACACUCUGCGAUCUUUAUGAUGCGGUCAAUGUCACCCAAGCUGUCGAACAACUUACUGAACAAAUGACCAAAAAGCAGUUCACCGUAUCCAGCUUACACGGAGACAUGGAGCAGCAGGACAGAGAUGUGAUCAUGCGCGAAUUCCGGUCUGGUUCCUCGCGUGUCCUCAUCACAACGGAUUUGCUCGCUCGUGGUAUCGAUGUUCAACAGGUUUCCCUUGUUAUAAACUAUGACUUGCCGUCAAACCGUGAAAACUACAUUCAUCGUAUUGGUCGUUCGGGACGUUUUGGAAGAAAAGGAGUGGCUAUCAAUUUCAUUACCGAUAAUGAUGCACGUCAGCUUAAAGAUAUCGAGACUUUCUAUAGUACAAUCAUUGAAGAAAUGCCCGCUGCAAUUACCGAUCUUCUUUAA
Molecule: messenger RNA, 1158 nt
Organism: Haemonchus placei
Lineage: Eukaryota; Metazoa; Nematoda; Chromadorea; Rhabditida; Trichostrongylidae
Source: the annotation of a GenBank genome assembly